AUUCAAUCAAAACAAUGCUGCCCGGCCCAUCGCAGGUCAGAGUUCAUCGUUUAUUCUUGGCGUUCGUUCGCCGUUUUCGCUUGGAUAGCAGAGAGUCAAAUAGGCCUAGGUUUUUCAUCAUUACGCCUUAAAAAAAAUUAUUAUGGGUAAAUCCAAAAGGGAAGAUGAAGAACUGAAGAAGCUGAAAAAACUUAAGAAACUCCUUGGGGAAGAUAAGCUCCGCCAGGAACUUGAGAAGAUCUCUGGAAAAAGAGAAAGGAAGAAAAGCAAGAAGAAAUCGAGACAUUCAUCAGAAGAGGAAGGAGUUUGGGAGGAAAGGACAUUUACAGAAAAGUCUGGGAAUAAAGAUUCUUCGGACAACCAACAUAAAAAUGAAAGAGAAGAUAAGCUUCAAUGGAUGUAUAAAGGUGCUGAUGAUCUUGUAGAUGCUGAAGACUACCUUCUAGGAAAGAAAGUUGAUCAAGCCAUUGUCAGAAAACAAAGAGGAGAAAAAGAUGAAAAGAGUCAGGAAGCUUCAAGUUCUGUAGGUGCAAUAUUUGAUAAUUCUGCAUCCACCCAGGCUGUAGACAUGGCAAACAAACUCCGUGAAGAUCCUCUAUUUAUGAUUAAGCAACAGGAAUUGAACAAAAAGAAAGAUUUAUUGAAUAAUCCAGUGCGGAUGAAGCAACUACAAGAACUUCUGCAAAAAUCUAAACAAAGUAAAAAAAAGAAAAAGGAAAAAAAGCAAAAGAAGAAGCAGCGACAGGAAAGCUCAUCGGAUGAUUCAUCUCACAGUGACAGUGACGAUGUCAAAGUUCAUAAACUUCAAGGAUAUGGCUUUAUAAGUUCUAAAAAGCUUAAAAGAAGUCCUGAAUCUAAGCAUUCUAGACAUGAAGGAAGAAACAGAGGCAGCAGUCCUAACAGAAGGCAGGAUAAUUACUAUAGUUACAGAAAUAGGGAUAGCUACAGACAUCGCUCACCAGUAAGAAGGCAGAGGUCAAUGUCACCAAAUAGGUCAUACAGUGGUGGAAGAAGAAGUAGGUCACCAAGAAACAGGUCAUCAGGUUCAACUAAAAAAAUGGAUGACAAAGAAUUAGAAAGGAGAAGAGCAGAGAUGAUGGAGAAUGCAAAGUCAAGAGAUAAAGAUCGCAGGAGUAGAGUUCAAAGAUAUCGGGAUGAAGACCGGGCCGAGAAGGAAGCAGAAACAAACAAAUCGCGCAAUGCAGAGUUUAUUGAGCCAAUGAAGCUUUCAGCAACCAGUGUUGAAGAUCGAAUUAAGAGAAACAUUUACAACAUACAGAGAACAAGUGUUGCACUGGACAAGAACUUUGCCAAACGCUGAGUGAGAAACAUUUACAACAUACAGCAAAUGUUGCAUUUUACCAAAACUUUGCUAUAUGCUAAGGGAAAUACAUGAAAAGCACACAGAGAAUAAUGUGGUGCGUUAGAGAAGAACAUUGCCAAGGAAGAAACAUUUAAACAGGGGAGUGAAUAUUCUUUCAUAUUGGAAUUAAAAGUCACAUAAAUGGGCUGAUUAUCUGUAUAAUAUCCACCUUGUUGAGGGGGUUGAUCAUUUGUAAAAUGUUCUAUUUUUUAUACUCAAGGACAAUAAAUUAC
Messenger RNA from Anneissia japonica, 1596 nucleotides. RefSeq names its product pre-mRNA-splicing factor CWC25 homolog. Gene Ontology annotation, biological process: mRNA splicing, via spliceosome. Gene Ontology annotation, cellular component: U2-type spliceosomal complex. The transcript is spliced from 10 exons. Bases 143 to 1321 code for a protein of 392 amino acids. NCBI's taxonomy places the organism in Eukaryota, Metazoa, Echinodermata, Crinoidea, Comatulida, Comatulidae. The record is from RefSeq and is a predicted model, not a curated record.